GCGCUGACGUUGCGAGCUUGUGAAUUGCUCUUUAUUGACCCCGCAGUGCUUCUCCCUUCUUUUAUAUCAAUUAACCACUUAUAUAGAAAAGUAGUGCCUCGCCCAAGAGUGUAACUACCGCCUAAGUGUAUAAUUCCCAAUGAAAAAAAAGGAAUUUCGUCUAAAAAAUCUAAAAAUUCGACUUCUUGUCUUGUGCAUUCCAGUAUGGCCGCUUGCUUUCACAGUUCAACCUUAUGUUGUGCAAAAGAUCUCGUGUCUUUUAUCCGCCCCAGAGAGCAUACAAUUAUCACAAGUGUGUUUUACGUUCUAAAAUUCUAACCUAGUCCCUCGAUGCUUUAAUGUGUUCCAUAAAAGUGUUUUUAUUGUGAGUGUUUAUCGCUUCCUUAAAACCUAACCAUGUCAGCUAGUAUGCAGCACAACAGAAGGAAGAAAAAGCGAGUGAAUUACGGUGUGAGGGCUGUCGAAUUAUCGCGAGGAUUAAAAGGUUUCGGUUUUACAAUUUCGGGACAGCAGCCUUGCAUUCUCAGUUGCAUUGUUCAGGGAAGUCCUGCUGAAAUUGCAGGACUUAGAGCUGGUGAUUAUCUAGUCGCUGUGAAUGGACACAACGUGAGCAAAGCACCACACGACGAUGUAGUUAGAUUGAUAGGAAAUUCGAAGGGAAUCUUGAGAUUACAGAUUGCAGAGAAUUAUUAUUCGGAUUCAUCGGAUGAGGAGGGAUUGGCGACUGUUAGAUCGAAGCCUAAAUAUUCCCAUAAAAUUCGCACGAAUAAUGUUGGGUCGGUCCAGCCGCAGUGUCGAAUUGCAAAUGUUGUUCGGGAUUUACAGACUGGAGCAAUGUUUGACAGUAAUGGAAGAAAUGUGACACAGAGUAAAAUACAGUGUAGUUAUUCAAGUUUGCAUCAUCGCUGGAAUAUGACGAGUCCACUUCCACUUCCUCCUCCACCUCUUUUACAUAAAAGAGACACGGAGAAAAUUGUGCACCGGACUGUAGUUGGAUAUUUAGGAACGAUUGAUAUCCCGAACCAGCUGCAUCCCUCGUCAAUGAUGCAGGUUCUGAAAAAGUGUAUAAAAAGACUGAAAGCUGAGAAAAGGAACCCCACAACCGUCCUUUUAACAAUCCACGUGGCAAAUAUAAAACUGACAAACUCGGAGAACAGAGUUGUUGCUGAAUAUCCUUCAUACCGGAUCAUUUUUUGCAAUUCUUUUUCUGAGCAAGACAAGCAGUAUUUCGGCAUUUUGACAAAAUCUGUAAAAGACACAGACGACAUUGUUUCUAAUUCUUGCCAUGUCUUUACAAUUUACUAUAAACUCACUGACCAUGACGUGCAUUCGAGUACUUGCAACGUUUUUGGUUUUACUUGUACGAAGACUUCCGAAUUGAAUGUGUGCCAGGAGUUUCCAGACAGUUGUAACAGUUUGAUCGGGGCUAUUCAAACCUUGUACAUUUCUGAUACCGCUGAUCCCGACGCAAAUCCUUAUAAUGAGAACCGUCGUCACCAGGAAACUGCUUCACCACAGCCGAGCAAUAUUAGCACUUCUACUGCUCAUUCAAGUAAUAGCGAUUCCGGAAUCGGAUUUAAGGAUGAUUAUGGAAGUCAUUCUGAUAGACAUAUCAUUGCUGAUUUUCCACAGAGACAUUGCUUUCCACAUGUCUCGCAACGGCCAGGAGCAGUGCCACUUCCAGGCAUGAGUACCGAUUCUACCGGUUCCAGAUUAGCAGUCCGAGCAACUUCAGAUCCAAGAUGGAACGACCUACCAAAAGCGAAUAGAUCUCGAGAUUCUGCUUUUUCAUUUGGAUCAGUCUCGAUGGAUUUUGGAAAAAAGUCCGAUAGUGACAACUCUUAUUCGCUUGCAGUAAGGGACCCCAUAGCACGUCCAGGGGCACAAAGUAUGGCGUCAAGAGGCGGGGAGUCUACCACCUGCCCCGGACCAUCUGCUCCCGGUCUUGCACAGGGGUUGGGAAGUUCGUUAGUUGGAUCUCUGGCUUCCGUGUGCGGUAGUACAUCUAUGAUGUAUCACGAUUUUGAAGAAUCUAUGGAGAUUUCAAAAAGUCACGUGAUGCAGUGCGAAGAAAUGGCUGAUGAUGUUAGUUUGUGCAAUAAACUUAGUCCUAAAGUCUACGCGGUUUCCAAGUCCUUGGUUCACAGUAUGGAGGAUCUACAACCUGGUGAUGAUUAUUCAACGACUUUUCUCCAUCCCUACAUGAGCAAAAAUGACAAGUCAAGACCUUGGUGCAGUCUACAGGAAAUAAGGAAGGUCGGGGAAUGCUCGACUCAUAAUUGUUUGCAUGGAAGUACAGAAUCGUGUGACAAGACUGCCAAUUACAAUGUACAUUCGUGGGCUUCUAGUUUCGAGAAACUAUUGGGAGACCCGAAGGGAUUGCAAACGUUCGCUGAGUUUCUCAAGAAGGAAUUUAGUCAUGAAAAUAUCUACUUCUGGGCAGCCUGUGAAAGAUACACAGACACUGAAGACCUCGCAAGUAGACGAAGAUUAGCUCGUCAGAUAUACCAGCGUCAUUUAUCAGCAACCGCUGCGGAACCUGUUAAUGUUGACAGUCAUGCAGCUGGACAAAUCACUCAAGAGCUUCUUAAUGUAGCUCCCGCCGAUCUCUUCAUGCAGGCGCAAAAGCAAGUUUUCAAUCUGAUGAAAUUCGACAGCUAUCCUAGGUUCCUAAGAUCCGAUUUGUAUCGUCGUUGUUUGGAAAAUGGGAGCAGUGUAAUUGGCACUGAAGAUGGGGAUUUAAGUUUAACGAGUUCCCCGAGUGUGAAACUUAAGAAAAGCCAUUCUGAUGCCGAGGACCGAUUUCGAAAAUCGAUUCUUCCCUGGCACAGAAAAAACAGAUCGAAGUCUAAGGAUCGAGGAGAGUCAGAGUACAGCCAGACCCCUAGUCGGAGUGACACUAUGUACAAGAGUUUUACAACUAUUAAAAGGGAAGCGGAGGGUAAUAACAAUGAGGACAGUAUAUCCAUAUCCAGCAGUAGAUCGUCAUUAGCAUCAUGGGAUCUGGCAUUGAGGCAAUCAUUUAACAAGCAUUCUGUGUCGUCCUACGAAGGGCACUCGAACGAAAAGAAAGAGAUUCACACCAAAUGUAGUGGUUUGUGCCGAGUAAUAUUACCCGAUGGUUCCACUACAGUUGUGCCCACUUGCCAAACGGAGACCAUUAAAGACGUGGUGACUCGCUUACUCGAUAAGCGAGCUCUGCGAUUUUCUAACUAUGACGUACUUUUACUAGCCACAGAUGAGUUAAUCAAUCUAAAGUAUCCAUCCGGGGUACUUGCGGGUCAAGAGGUUGAAGUUAUGCCAUCGAAGGUGCUGAAGGUGGAUCUACCUUCACGCAGAAUAAUAACCGUAGUUGCCCAUAAAGGACGAACGCUGAGGGAUGUUUUGAGGCCCCUCCUCAAUAAAUAUGGGUUCAAGCUAGAGCUUAUCACCAUCUGGGGCGAGGGUCAUCCCCUUUCGGCGGAUAUACCAGCGAUAAAUGCACCCGCGAGGCUUGUCCUUACCUCAAAUAACGAAGAUUUGUUGCGAGAUGGAGAGCCAAUGUGUUCGGAAGAAGUUCCACAUGGUCAACCAACUUUAGAUGAAAUUACAAACAAAGUCUUUGAGGAAUUACUGGUUGGAAAGAGUACAAAUAAAUAUCAAUAUAGUGAAGGCUCGUGCAAAUCCGAUGAUCAGAGAUCCGAGAGUUCUUCGAUCCUUUCGAAUAAAUUUUUUACUCGUGAUUCUUCAAGUCACGGAAAGAAGAAGGGAAAAUCUAAGGGUAGCAGUUCGAGUGAAAAGGGAACUUUGAAUGAUUGUGUCCACGAAGAGAGCACUCGAUCGUAUCCACCUCUCAUAGCCAAAUGGCGAAAUGGAGUAAAAUUGCAGCUGCCAAGCAAAUUUGACGGCGAUGGUAAGCGAAAUUUAUACGAAGGAUUGAAACGAGCGCAAAGGUCGAGACUUGAAGAUCAAAGAGGGACGGAAAUCAAUUUCGAAUUGCCCGAUUUUUUAAAGAAUAAAGAAAACGGCAAGAUGUUGGAAAGCAAGAAACUGCGAAAAUUUCGUGGGACUUCCGUCAAUUACGAUAGCCAUACAAAGUUCUACGAUUCCUCGGAGGAAAAGCAGAAUCCAAGUGUUCAAGAUGGGAAAGUAAUGUCGAAUGGAAAUUUGGAAACGAGAGAAAGUUGCAGUAAAAGUUUCGACAGUUCUGCCAAUUUGGAUGGAACUUUGGUAGACGGGGAUCAAACAAUAAUCGAAAAUGGAUCGCCCUCGAAGACGCAGAAUAAUUCAUUCGGCUCCCCAUUCGCGAAUAUUUCCCCGUCGAAAUUGUCAAAACCACCGCCUCUUCCACCAAAGCCAAAAAACUUGCAACCCAUCAUUCUAAAAAGCAAUCACGUCAUGUCUUCCAGACCUUUUCAAAGGAUUGCUCAAAUAAAUCACGUUAAUCCGGCCGAUACCGAGCGAAAAAGUACCACUUAAGCGUUCGCAAAAUUAGGAUAAGAAUUUUCUUUUUAGACUGAAUAAAAUAUUUUAUAAAGGAAAUAAUAUUGCGAGGGGAAUGGAAAAGACGAAGGGAACAGUAGCUUUGCAAAUUAGAUCAGCCUUCAGUCAAAGUUGCUUCUGCAACUGGAUUAAUGUGGAAAGUAUUAACGACUUAUGAGUAUUAACAAAGUGAUAAAUCGUAUUUUUGAUAUUACACGUAUUACGACUAAAACUUAUUUAAUGACUUUGAUUCCUAUCGAAGAUCGAAUACUAACGGUUUACGUGAUAAUGUGAUACGAAACUAGAAAUUGGAAACUCAGUUUCAAUCCGUUUUAAACUUUUUAGACUUUAUAGAGAGAAACAUGAUUUUUUUUAUGAGUUGACGGAUGUUUAUAUCGUAUAGAGUAUUUCACUCAAUUCAAUGAUGAAAGAGAGAUAACAGAAUUUGUAUUAUGGGUACAAAAUGCACCUGUGCUUCGAAACAAGCCAGUAUUUUUAUACAAAUGUUGAUCAAGAAUUGUGCCUUACAUUUUUUCGUAUGUAUAGAGUAUACAGAAUUCGUAUCUUAAGUUAAAAAUAUCAAAGUUAAGAAACGACGAAAGUUGUUUAAUUUAUAUUUUCUACACUAACCGAAUGUUAUAUUCCUGGUUGUACAGGAAAAAUACAAAUGUUUUGUUGUAUUUAAUGAGAUGAGAGUAUCUUGUUGACCGGAAAGUGUGAACACUAGCGAGGAAUAUUGACUUUUAUAUUUAUCGUCAAUAAAUAAAUUAUAUGGAUCGCGUUUUUAAAA
Messenger RNA from Belonocnema kinseyi, 5251 nucleotides. It is a transcript of the gene loco, whose product is annotated as regulator of G-protein signaling loco. Lineage: Eukaryota; Metazoa; Arthropoda; Insecta; Hymenoptera; Cynipidae. The transcript has 13 exons. The record is from RefSeq and is a predicted model, not a curated record. Gene Ontology annotation, biological process: signal transduction. The coding region runs from base 397 to 4458 and encodes 1353 amino acids. Gene Ontology annotation, molecular function: protein binding; GTPase activator activity.